Messenger RNA from Acaulospora morrowiae, 325 nucleotides. NCBI's taxonomy places the organism in Eukaryota, Fungi, Glomeromycota, Glomeromycetes, Diversisporales, Acaulosporaceae. The record is from the annotation of a GenBank genome assembly.
UUCCACUAGGCGAACAUGUAACUCACAUAUUACUAGCCGAAUUCGAUAUUGACAAAGGCUCUUCGUUGACCCAUCAAUAUCCUGAUGCCACCGGUACAGAUGAACAUUUAUUAGCAGAAUUAAUGUUACCGGAUGGAGCUCACUUACGCGCGGAAGAUUGGACGGUAUUCUUUUUAAAUCAAACAAUUCCGGAUCCUGAUAAAAUAUCUAUUGAUGAAAACCCUACCUAUCACACACCUAGCAAUUCGCAAGAUCAUGAUCAAGAAAAACCUUUACUGUAUGCUUUGAAUUUGGUGAGGACCAGACAUGAUAAAGAAGCCAGAAG